This is a messenger RNA of Poecile atricapillus (Black-capped chickadee), 5868 nucleotides long. RefSeq lists its product as uncharacterized. The record is from RefSeq and is a predicted model, not a curated record. Bases 1158 to 2051 code for a protein of 297 amino acids. NCBI's taxonomy places the organism in Eukaryota, Metazoa, Chordata, Aves, Passeriformes, Paridae. The transcript has 4 exons.
UUAAAGAAAAUAUUUCCAGUAAUCCAGAUUUCUGGAAAAUAACAACAUGCGGGGAGACGCAGACACAAACGCCGCUGAAGUUUAUCCAGAGUUUGAACAAUUUAUAAACACAUUUCCCAGCCUGUUUGGCAGGGCGGGCGGCGAGUGACCCCGGCCCGGCCGGGAGGAGACACACGGAUCCUCCAUCCUCCCUUUACUCCGUGCCUUUCUGAGCUGUGAACCUGCCCUUAAUUGAAUUUUAAAUGGAUUUAUUAUUUUUUCUUAGUUACGGAGCGCUCUCCCUGCGCGGGGGCCGAGUGACCCCUCCAGCCCCGCGCCCCCGGGGCUCUCCCCAUCGGGGCUCUCCCGAGCCCGCCCCGAGCCCGCUGCCUUAUAAAGAGACGGGACCCCGGUGCAGAGCGAGGGGACCCGCCCGGAGCCCGGGCCGGCACCGGGGAUGGAGCUGGGAACGGGUGCGGGGAUGGAGGGGAGCGGUGGGGGAUCGUGCAAAUCCCUCUGUUUAAAAAACUUCCAUUUGAGAAAGUGUGUCACAUCCCGGCUCGUAAUCCCGGGCUAAUGGCAUUAUCCUCGCCUCAUCGCCGUCAUGGGAUGGGCUCGGGGCCGGGCACCCCCCGCGCCUCGGUUCUGCGGGGAAACCGAGCCGCAGAUCCGCCCCGCUCCUGGUGGGGAGCCCGGGCUCGCUGUCGCUGCCCCUGCCCGGUCCCCCGGGUCCCUCUCGGAGGCUCCAUCGGCGCCUACCGAUAAUCGGGGUCCCGCUGUUCCAUCCGCGUUCCCCGAGCCAAGCCGGGUCUCGGGGGCCGCGGCUCCUGUCUUAAAUCAAACAUCCCCAGCAAACGGCGUUAUUUGAUCAAAUGAUGCUGUUGGGGUUCCCUCUCUGCUUCCUCUCUGGAUUAACAGCGAGGAUUUGGGGUUGUUCUGCACGGUGCCAGGAGCAGCCAGGACAGGGCUGCCCGACUCCCACAGCCUGAGAGGUCCUGGAGGAACAGGGGAACACCGACAGAACCGGCGGUUCUGGGAGCGGAGAAAAAAAUCACUGGGGACUCCUCAAAAUCCGCUUCUGGGAGGGGACCCUGCCUGUACCUGGACAGCAAAAUCCCCGCGGACAGGGGACAUCCAGGUCUGUCUCCCUUCUUAGUUUUAUUUUCAAACUGUUCCUGAUGGGUGCAGUCCCCUCCCGUUGCCUCUGGAAGGAGGAAGGUUCAAGGCAGCCCCCAGCCCCACGAGGGUCACUCAGCCCCCUGGUCCCCAGUCCCCCUUGCAUCCCCAGGAUCCCUUUUCUCCCUGUUUGGGCCCAGGAGUUUGACAGAAGUUACAGGAUCAAAGGAAGGAUGAGUGAGCCGGCCCUGUGUGGGCAGAGCCGACAGGGUCUCACAUCUUGGCCUGUUUGCUUCAGACGGGAUCUGGGAACUUGUCUGGAAUCACAUCUAAAGCAGGAUCUGACGCCGCUGGUCCUACGUCACGUGCUGGGUUCUUGCACUGACCAUCCUGGGGAAUUUGGGGAUGUUGGCACGGGCAGAUAUUCUGAAACCCUCGAGCCCCUCUUUUCCAGCGUCCCAGCUCCUCACCCACACGAGCUGUGCGGAUUUCUCUCCAGGGCGUGUUUUCCAUGGAUACCUCAACGGGGGCAGCACCAAAUAACAAAAAGAACCACGCUCCUGCCUCUGCCGCGGUGCCCGGGAGGGUCCUGGGGCUCCGGGCUCGGUGCAAAGCUGGACUUGCUGCAGAGAGCAGCAGAAUUUGCCAGAAAACCCAGGGAAAGGGAGGGAAAGUCCUGGCCAGUGGAGAGCCGGAGCAAAGAGCCCACACAUCCCUCGAAGCUUCAGACCGGCACAUCACCACCUGCCUUCAUUUUAGCUCCAGUUAAAAUUCAGUUUAACACUGAAUUGCCUCACAUUCCCCUCCAGCCCUUGCUGUGGUGGGGAUCACCCGCUCCCACCAAAAUCUUGUUCUCUUUUGGAAAACCCCUCCUUGCUGGGCUUCACGGGCAUAGAGGGGAGCUCAGACUUCUGAUCCAAGCCUUUGGAGCUGGUGAGGUUCCUCCUGGAAAAUAAAUGCACGUGAUAUCACAGCUGAUCCUGUGAUCACAGCAGGGUGACACAUGGUGGUUUUUGGCUGUGUCUGGAAAGGGCAGCCCUGAUCCUGCCCAGCUCCCACGGACACUGAGGACUACCAGGAGCGGGAGUCUCAUAGUCUGGUCAGUCACCCGGGCAGGACAAUGGCAUCACUGCCACAUGACAGCUGGACUUUGUCCUUUCGACAGCAAAAAGAGCAAAAUUCAAUGUACCUUGGGAGGUGGCUGCAGCAAAAAGAGCAAAAUUCAAUGUACCUUGGAGGUGGCUGCAGUGUGGACACCCUGGUGUGGGAGGAGAGGCAGAGGAUGUGCCUGAUCUUUCUGGGAGUCACGGGAUGGGUGCAAGGUGGGAUGGGGAGCAGGGUACAGGGCCAGCUCUUCACCCCGGGCUGCAGAUGCUCUCUCUGGUUUUCUGCUUGAACGAAACUGCUGCUCUGAACGUGCUUCACAACCUCCAGCCCACAGCAGACCCUUGCCAAAGUGCUCUCCCCAGGUUGCUCAGGAAGGAAAGCGCUCGGCCAUCGUUCCCACCUCACCCCAGGGGAGUCCCCUCCUCCCGGGGGGAUGCAGAGAUGCUGCGCUCCCCCCAGAACACAUCAGGGUGUUUUUUUACUUAUUAUUAUUUCACUUAUUUCACUUUUAAGUGAAAAUACAAUAGGUUCUCUCCCUGUCCUUCUUCCCAUGGCCCCAGGAGCUGACACUUCCCACCUCUCCAGAGAAGGUUGUGGAGGGAGAGGGGCUGGAUGGGAGAGGAUUAAUGCCCAGCUGGCACCGGGCUGCACCACGGGCAGUGGCAUCACCUUUUAUUAACGUCCUGUAACAAUACUGGAAAUACUCCCUGGGAAAUAAUUACAUCCUAUAAAAGAAGCAGCAACCUGUGGUUUGAGCCAGGACUGGCUCGCAACACUUGCUUUAAAGAGACGUUUCAUGUCUCGUUUAUAGAUGAGGUUUUAACCUGACAAGCUUUUAACAUUGUAUUAAAUUAGAAAUUAACUUUGCACGGCAGCUCACCGUAUAAUUGAGCCACUGAUAGGCCGAGUGCUAGGGAAUAUUUCAGAUACCUUUCAGACAGCAAAGUUCCCAAGAAAAUUCAGAGCCUCCUCCUUGAUCUAGACCAGGGCUUUGCUAUUAAUUACUAUUUAUGAUCAGGUGGCAGGAAUGCUUUGCAUGGAGGGGGAGCUGGCAGGGAGCAGCAUCCCUGCACUGUGCCCAUCCCCAGGGAUGCGACAGAGGGAAGGAGACGGAGGUGACAGGGAAUGCUGCAAGCCCCUGACCCUGCUGUCGGUAUUUUAGUGUAAUUUCCUGCAGCAGAAAUUCCCAAGAAAGGCAAAAAUUCAGCCUGGGAACUCACUGACAGAUGCACAGCUUCAAAUUACAUCCGAGCGCAGGGAGGGAUGGCUGCAGUGGAUGGGGCAGCGUCAGUGCCCAGCAGGACGGGCCGGGGGAGAUGUGGCACAUCCAGCAGCACCCCUGGGCACAGCUGGAGGAGCUGGGCACAGCUGGAGGAGCUGGGCACAGCUGGAGGAGCUGGCACAGCUGGAGGAGCUGGCACAGCUGGAGGAGCUGGCACAGCUGGGGGCACAGGGAGGGUUUUGUCCCCUGCCGUGUCCUGCGCUUUGCUCGCACCGGGGUAAAGUUUUGGGGACAAUUGAAACCUGUCCCCAGCAAGUGCCGAGCGGGGACAAAGCCGGGGACAUCAGCCAGAGCAGGGCUCACCCUGCUGGGCUGGGAGGGCUCCUGAGCCCAGAUUUCCGCUGGUAUUCAAUGAAUGCCAGGGACAGCCGAGGCUGAGCAGCCCCUGGAGGAUCCAGGGCGGGGACACGGGGGAUGCUCUGCCCGGCUGUGCCCAGGUGAGGAUCACAGCUGAACCUCCCGGCCUUUCCCAUUUCUGUUCCCAGAGCUGUGUCCCUACACCCGGGAGCUCGGAGAGGGGCUCCUGCAGUCCCCGGCACUGCACAGACAAUCGCUCGUCCCGGUGCCUUUUCCAUCUGUGAAACAGGCCAAGCGGUGGAUUCAAUUAUUUUUUUCCUAGCACACAGGCCACUAAUCAUUUAUUGCAUUAAAACCACCCCCCCUCGUCUCCACAACUUUUGUUCCCGCUUUAUCCAAUUAAAACUCAGGCUAAAAAAAAGAAGUUUCUUUUUCUCCUUUUUUUGCAAUCACAAAGAGCCGAUCUCAGCCCCAUUGACUCGCUAAUUGUGAGCACUCAAAUGGUCGGGUUUAAAGUUACACUUAGCAGCUGUGAAACAUUAGGGUGAAGUGAUUACAACCUACUGGAGGAUACCGAACAUUUUUACAAUAUCUCAGGAGCAUAAGGGAAAGACAACAGGAAAUGGCGCAAACUUUCCUACCCUGCACAGCAACAAGCCAGAGCGAAGGAGUGAGAAAAUAAAUGCAGAGACGUGGCGCAAACGUGGUUUGGAUGCUCAAAACUUUACUGAGGAAGCUCUGGUGAGAGCACCAUGGAUUUACCCCUCGCUGGGGCGGUCAGGGAGGACGGGGAGCAGCUCCAGGGAUUUCACAGCUGCACUUUGUAGCCACGCUCUGCUCUGGGUUCUCUGCUGAGGAAGGAGGAUGGAGAUCUUGGCAGGAUUCUGCUCUUGGCCAGUCCUUUGCCUUGUCCCAGCAAAUGUUCUGGGCCUGGGGAACGCUGCUCAGGACAGGACAAACCUGGGACAGGGACAGGAUUUACCUGGGCUGGGGCUCAGCAUCCCCAGCAAAGCCACCAAAUCCCGAGCUCCAGGUGCUCUGCAAAGCACCAGGAAACUCUGAUGGUUACACCCAGGCCCUGGACUGGUCCUGAGAUUUGAUUUCAUUUGAACUCCAAGCUGUCACGUUUGGAGAGCCUUUGACUUCCCACUCCUUUUCAAACAGCCCAACAUCCCCCCUCCCAUGAUUUAAGCCCGCUACAUGCGUGUGUUUAUUACAGAAACCAGGGUAGGAUAAGAAAGCAAUAUUUCAUGUUAAUUCAUGAAAUCUGAACUCAACUUUUAAUAGAAGAGCCCCACUUUAUGCCCAGAGUGAUAUACAGUCCGCCCCGCUUUAAAUGAGACGUUUUGCCUUUUGAACUCAGCAGGAGCCCUCUGCUUACGACUACUGGAAAGAGUUUAAAAACCUGCAAGUCCCCGUGUCUCUUGGGCUCUUUGGUUUAUAUCAUGGCACAACAUUCUUGCUGUGCUGCCAGCUGCUGUGCUUGAGAACCUGGCACGUCAGAAACUCACCUGGAGAAUUUCCACAGCGGCAGGAGCCUGCAGAAAUCCUGCAAAGACCAUGAGCCUCUGGUUAUUUUUAAGUGGGGUUUGGAUCAAGUUCCUAGACUGAAAACCUGGUUGUGUUGGAGUCAGGGGUGAACUUCCCUUAAGAGCAGCUUCUAGAGUUAUCAAGGAACAGAAAUAUUCUCUCCUGGUGCCUGGAAAUGAGCUCUCAUAUGGCUGCUGAGGUUGAGGAGGAGGAAGGGUGGUGUGGCACGAGACCACCUGGCACCUGGUUGAAAUGGGGGGGCUUUUAGGGCCAUGGUGGGAGCAGGAGUGUGGUGUGAGUGAAGAACACAGUGCAGGGAUGUGCUGCAUCAGAAAACGUUACUGAUGAAUCAUAUCAAAUAAAGUUAUUAUUGAACCAAAUCCUAUAAAAUUAUCAUUAACUCACACCCUUCAGACCUUAGAGUCAGUGAUAAUUCUGACCCCACAGAGUUAUCAAUGAAUCAGAUCCUAUAAAGCAACACACUCAGUUUUCUCUGGCUCACAGAGGAGCUGGAACUCAGUGGUUAUUCUGCUGGGUCAUCUGUGUAAGUAUCAAAU